Messenger RNA from Rhizophagus irregularis DAOM 181602=DAOM 197198, 318 nucleotides. Lineage: Eukaryota; Fungi; Glomeromycota; Glomeromycetes; Glomerales; Glomeraceae. The record is from RefSeq and is a predicted model, not a curated record.
UUUUUUCGGUACUUAUUUUUUUUACGGAUUCCUUUUGUUCUUUCCUUAUCCUUUUUCUUUUCCCCCAAAUUAUAUUUUUCGCUCUUUUUUCCAAUUUUCUUCAUUGUUAUUAUUUUUUUCCCAAACCACAUUCUUAAACCAUUUAGAUUUAGAUCAGUGAUCGGAUUGAUGCUGUAGCACCACGGUAUAUGAUCGGUUUAGUAAAUUCUAUGGGAAAAUGUUUUUUCAUGACAAUAGAUUGUUAUAAUUGUUUUUGGGGGAUUGUGAAAUAUUUUUUUGGAAGGAUUGCUAACUGUCGCCUGGGCGAUCACCGCCUGG